UAGCCUCCCCUACUUUUCAAAUUCAGUAUACUUCGUGUUGACCCUCUGAUCUUGCAUUUCAUCUCCUUUGAUUUCUGAGAAUUUGCGUUUGCUUUUCUGAAUUUACAUCUCUGCACCUGCAUUAAUUUCUGUUUCUCUGCUUUCUUCAAUUCAUCAGCACCUGCGAUUUUAUCAGUUUCUAGCUUCUGUGGAAACUGAUAUCUUGUUCGAUCUCUACCUGGAAAAUUAGGUUGAUUGGAAGUGACUUUAGCAUCUCUGCUUGCUCUUAUGUACGCUUGAAUGAGUUCUUUUUAAUUAUUUACUUUCUCAAUUUGUUUUUCUUUGAGGAAUAAUUUUUCUGUAUUUGCUACGAGCAUGGCGUAAAUUCACUUAUAUUCUCUAUAUUUGUGGGUACCAAAUAACAAUAAAUAUAUUGAGCUAUGUGGAUCAUAGAGUUGUUGGCUGGUGCUAAUCUAUUUAUCAUCUAUGGGUACUAGGUAGAUUGAAGGACGGGAACAUAGAUAUGUGCCUACAACAUAUUAAACUUUUGUUUUCCGAGUUUGCUCGUGGAAUUGAACUUCUUAUAGCGAGAACUUUGGAUAGCUGUGUUUUUGGAACCAGUGUUUGUGGAUGAAUAUGUCAUUUGAGCUUGAUAUCUACAUUUCUUCGGAGUGAGUUUCAUUUUUAGUAAGAUGACUGAACAACCUCGGAUAGUUAAAUGUCCCAAAUGCCGGCAAUUGCUUCCAGAGUAUUCACACUAUACGGUAUAUAUGUGCGGGGGAUGCGGUACAACUCUUCAAGCCAAGAAACGAAAAAAGGAGGCCGCCAAUCGAGAGUCCUGCGAACAUAAAACUGAUGCAGCUCCUAGAAACGUGGUGAAUCUUGCUUCAGAAGAUAAAGAAUGCAGCAACAUAGAGCAGCCAGCUCUUCCUCAGGAGAACGUAGUGAGGUCAAAACCAACUAGCUCUUCCUCGGAAGAAUGCUCUUUGGAGGGAGAUGGUGGAAGCAAUCAAAUUGAAAAUGGGGAAUGCAGGCAGUUAGUUCUUCUUCGGGAGAAUGCUGAGAGUACAAAAAGAACUAGUUCUUUCUCAGGAGAAUGCUCUUUGGAUGGGGAUAGUGGAAGCAAUCAAAAUGAAAACGGGGAAUGCAAUGCAGACCAGUUAGUUCUUGUUCUUCCUCAGGAGGAAAUUGUGAUACCAAAGAGAACUAAUUCUUCCUCAGGUCAUUGUUCUUCGAAUAUAAAUGGUGUAUGGGAUCAAAGUGAGGAUAGGGAAUAUGAUGAAAAAAAAACUGGCUCUUCCUCAGCAGAAUGUUCUGAGGGCAGAAUCAACUAGUUCUUCCUCAGGUGAACAUCCUUUGGAUGUUAAUGCAAAGGAGGAGUUUAAUGGAAAGCAGCUAGUUCUUCCUGAGGAGAAAGUUCAGAAGACAAAACCAACUAGUUCUUCCUCAGGAGAAUAUUCUUUGGAUGUAAAUGAUAAAAAGGAUCAAAUUAGAAAUGAGGAAAGCAAUGUAAAGAAGCUAGUUCUACCAAACGGGUCAAAAGCAGAUAGUUUGUCCUCAGCAUGUUUGGAUGAAAAUGGCAGUAAGGAACAAAGUAGUAAUGGGGAGUGCAACGAAGAGCGGCUAGAUCUUCCCCAUGAGAACAUUCAAAGAACAGAAUCAACAGGUUUUUCCUCAGGAGAAUGCUCCUUGGAUGAAAUUGGAGGAAGGGAUCAAAAUGAAAAUGGGGAGUUCAAUGUAGCUUUCAGUCUAUCAGAUGAAGAGAUGGAAAAGGAGACGAAUGUCAAUAACCUGUCACGUGGUAGAUUCAAGCAGCAUAAAGUAUCCAACGAUGGUUGUUCUACUGAGCUAACAGAGACGAAGAUUGAGGCCUCAUCAGUGCUGAUGGGAGGAGAGAGUUCAGAAGGAGAGACAACUGAUACCCAGUUGCAAUUAGCAAGAGCAGCAGGGUCAGAUAAUAGAAACUUGGUAUUUCAGGAAGCAAAAGAGCAGUUAAUUGGUGCUUCAGAUGGAGUAGAUGCCAAGAAUGACGAAUCCGCUCAAAUAGAAGCGGAAGCCAGAUUGGAAAUUAAUAGAAGCGAUAAUACUGCCAAAAGCUUAACAGAUGAUAACUCAGCAUCUGGUAAGGGGAGCACAUCUGGUAAUCCUGUAUCUUCUCAUGAUAAACAAAUGAAGCAAGGUCAAGAGCCUAAACCAUAUACAUUUGAUAACUCAGAAGUAAUGAAUCAGAGUUCAGAGCUUAGUGGUGAUCUUGGAGAAUUGUCUAAAUCCCCAACCACAAGAAGCUAUCAUGCUUAUGAUGGCAGUGUCUCUUCUUAUGAUGAAAUGGAUAAGCAAUUCCCUGACCAACAUUUGAAACUUUUGAGAAUAAUUACAAUGCGACAAAUGUUGUUUCUGAGGGAAGGCACAGAAAGGGAAAAGGCCCUGUAAAUA
This is a messenger RNA of Prosopis cineraria, 2412 nucleotides long. RefSeq lists its product as uncharacterized. The coding region runs from base 1222 to 2409 and encodes 395 amino acids. NCBI's taxonomy places the organism in Eukaryota, Viridiplantae, Streptophyta, Magnoliopsida, Fabales, Fabaceae. The record is from RefSeq and is a predicted model, not a curated record. The transcript is spliced from 3 exons.